Ambispora gerdemannii is the source of this 1125-nucleotide messenger RNA. The record is from the annotation of a GenBank genome assembly. NCBI's taxonomy places the organism in Eukaryota, Fungi, Glomeromycota, Glomeromycetes, Archaeosporales, Ambisporaceae.
AUGUAUUUUUAUCGUAUUUUAUUUUUCAUUUUACUAGCUCAACUUUUUGAUGAAGCAAAAGUGUUUGCUAGUAUUAUACCAAAAACUGUUUCAAAAUGCCGUUCGAUUCAAGGGCCAGAGGCAUGCGAAGAUAUUGUAAUUCACCAUCAAAGUGGCAUCGCAUUCAUGGCUUGCGGCUCAGAAAUUGGACGACGAACGCAAUGGUGGCCGCCAAUUGAUCAAUUAAAUACGCAAACUCAACCACGUGAACAACCUUGGAUCUAUAAUUUGGAGACCGAUGAGAUUUUCCCAGUAUCACUCAAGAAUUUCCCGAAGGAUACUGAUAUCGCUCUUCAUGGCCUGGGAAUGUAUGUUGACCCUUAUAACUCGAAUAAAAUAGCAUUAUUCUUUGUCAACCACCGUCGUUCGGGAAGCGUAAUAGAAGUAUUCGACCACACAAUCGGCACCAAAGAGCUUAUUUAUCGAGAAACCGUCUCAAGUGAACUUAUUGUUACACCUAAUGAUGUGACGCCAGUUUCGGCCAAUGAGUUUUACACGACAAAUGAUCGUCGAUAUACAUACAAGCAAGAAAAACUUAGACAAUUUGAAUCUGACACAGGACGCUCAUGGACCAAUGUGAUAUUUCAUUCGUCGAAAAAUGAUACUACAUUUAUUGCAGCUGAAGGAAUUUCAUACGCUAAUGGAAUUAUUGCCAAUUGGAAUUAUACUCGUAUUUACGUUAAUUCAGUAGGAACAGGAGAAACGAUAAUUUACGAUAGACGUGAGGAUAAUCUAUUACUUGAAAUAGAACGCGUUCACAUUGGAGUUGCUGUUGACAAUCAAUCAAUAGAUGAAGUAUCCGGCGAAAUUUAUGUUGCAGGUUUCCCAGAUGUACCAGCAACGUUUAAAUACCUUCUAGAUCCAACUGGAAAAUCUCCUCCACCUCCUGUACUUAUUGCCAAAAUUUCUAAUGUCACCAAGAAAGCGCAUCCACUUCUUGGUAGCAAUUACCAAGUGACAAAAGUACUAGAAACUAAUGGAAGUGACUUCAAUUCUAUUUCUAUCGCAGCUGUUGAUAGAAAGCGUAAUGUAAUCUUGCUUGGCUCUAUUCUAAAUAAGGGUAUUACCAGAUGCGAUUUAGAAUAA